CGCUGCCGAUGCUAUGACUAAAUAGCUUGUGUUGGGUGUGUCAGGUGAAAUGAAUUGUUUGCCAUCGUCGUUGAUCGGUAUUUAAGCGCAUUUGUUUUAGUUUACCAUACGUGCCUUAUAGUUUAUUGGAAAACGAAAGGGGAAAAGUGCGCAGUUCCGGUACUCAGGGGCGGAUAGUAAACAACUUCCGCUCGACGAUGGGUUUACUGUGGCGCAGCUAUGGGCUGUUCGCUGUGCUCACGCUGAUGGGCGUGUUGGCCCAGUACGAAUGGCAACCAAAGGACGCGUUCGAUGAAAUCAAGGUACGGUUCGAUAAGGUGAACGCCGACAACUGUCCAAUUUUGCCGCCGCGCGAUUUAACGCUGCCCGAGGAUAGCGUAUCCCACCUGCCGGACAUAAAGGAUGUAAACAUUAAUCCGGUAUUUCCCAACCGGACGGCGCUGCUGCACCUGCACAACAUGGCACUGAGUCGUGCAUUCUUCUGGAGCUACAUCCUGCAGAGUCGCUUCAUCCGGCCGGCCAUUAACGAUACGUACGAUCCUGGCAUGAUGUACUACUUCCUGUCGACGGUGGCGGACGUCUCGUCGAACAGGCACAUCAACGCCUCCGCCAUCUACUUUGCACCCAACUCAUCGUUCUCGUCCUCCUACCGUGGAUUCUUCAACAAGACGUUCCCCCGGUUUGCGCCGCGUACCUACCGGGAGGAUGAUUUUAACGAUCCGAUUCAUCUGGAGAAAAUUUCCACCCUAAACACGUUCUACGUGCGCGAUUUGGGGGCAUUCCCGCCGGAUUCGGCACUGCACGAUUAUACGAUCAAGAACUAUCACAUUAACGAGUGGUACAAUCUGUGGCUGCCGGACAAUGUGGACAAGCGGCACGACACGAAAACGACGUAUCAGGUGGAGAUUCGGUACGCGAACAACACGAACGAAACGUUCACGUUUCACGGGCCGCCGGGUGCGGACGAAGAUCCGGGUCCGGUGAAAUUUACCAAACCGUACUUUGAUUGCCGCCGGUCGAACAAGUGGCUGGUGUCGGCCGUUACACCGAUCGCUGAUAUUUACCCACGCCAUACACAGUUCCGGCACAUCGAAUACCCGACAUAUACAGCCGUUUCGGUGCUGGAAAUGGACUUCGAACGAAUCGACAUUAACCAAUGUCCGAAGGGUGAAGGUAACAAGGGUCCGAACAUAUUCGCGGACACGGCACGCUGCAAGAAGGAAACGACCGAAUGCGAACCGAUAGAUGGAUGGGGAUUCCGGCGCGGUGGCUACCAGUGCCGCUGUAAGCCGGGCUAUCGCUUGCCGGGUGUUGUGAGGAGACCGUACCUGGGCGAGAUACUGGAGCGUGCAUCGGACGAACAGUUUUACAAUGGGUUCGAUUGUAUGAAAAUUGGAUGGGUGCAGAAGGUGCCGAUCAAGUGGUUCCGUGCACCGACGUACGUACGGGAACAGUACCUCAACCGGUACUACGAGUACAAAAACUACACGACCGGCCCGAGCUCGCUCCACUCGCACAAGCUCAACAUUAACGAGGUGCUCAAGUUCAUUCUGGGCGUAAAUGCACGCUCGUGCAAGAACUACCAUCCGCAGGAUCUGAUGCUGACGGGCGAGUUUGCGUACGAAGCGCAGAAGCAGUUCGAAAACGAAGCCAAAAUGGCCAUCCGUUUGGCGAACUUUAUCAGUGCCUUCCUGCAGAUAUCGGACCCGACCGAGGUGUACUCGGGCAAGCGGGUCGCCGACAAACCGCUGACCGAGGAUCAGAUGAUGGGCGAAACGUUGGCGCUGGUGCUCGGCAACACGCGCAUCUGGUCGGCCGCCACCCUGUGGGAUCGGCGCAAGUUCCCCAACCGCACCCUGUUCGGACCGUACGCGUACAAGCGCGAGCUGAACACGCGCAAAUUCAACAUGGAAGAUUUGGCGCGGUACAACAAGACGGGCGACGAGUACAUCGACAAACCGUACUUCCGGCUGCUGAAGCAGCGGUGGGCCACGAAUUUCGAUUCGCUCGAAAAGUACUACCUCAAGAUACGGUUGCGCCACAACGAGACGGGCGAGUAUGCGCAGCGGUACGAGCAUUACCCGAACUUUUACCACGCGGCCACGAUGGCUCAUGGCUACUGGACGACGCCCGAGUACGACUGCAAGGGAUACGUGAAGAAGUGGCUCAUAACGUACGCGGUGCCAUUCUUCGGCUGGGACAGCCUGAAGGCGAAGCUGGAGUUCAAGGGAAUCGUUGCAGUUUCAAUGAACAUGCUCCAGCUGGAUAUCAACCAAUGUCCGGAUGAUUAUUAUGAGCCGAAUGCAUUCAAAAACACUCACAAAUGCGACGAGAAGUCUUCAUACUGUGUCCCGAUCCUGGGCCGUGGGUACGAAACGGGCGGCUAUAAGUGCGAGUGUCUGCAAGGGUUCGAGUACCCGUACGAGGAUCUGAUCACCUACUACGACGGGCAGCUGGUCGAGGCCGAGUUCGAGAACAUCGUGAAUGAUAAGGAAUCGCGGUUCGAAACGUUCAAGUGCCGUCUGGCCGGGGCUGCCGCACUGCAGGUGCAGUUUACCAUCCUGGCCUUUGUCGUACUGUUCGGCUGGAUUAUGCUGCGCCGUAAUCAGUGUUAGUACGCGGGGAAGGUGGGUUUAGUUUUAAGUAGCUGGUUUUUCCACAGCCAAAAGUGCCGAUCGAUGUAAGGAAAUUUUAACAUUCUCAAGCUAACGAAACCAUUCCAUCCAACGUGGUGCAAGGGAAACGUCCUGGUAUCUCGAGAACCGCCACCACCACUAGCCAGGUAAGGUAACGCUACCUUCUAAUGUAAUGUAAAAUGCUACUCGUUAGAGAUUUAUUCCAUCCAGCCUGAUUUGAAGAUCUGGGGUAACUGAUGCCGUCCGAUGCAUUCCGUUCCACGUGGAACAGUUUUUUAGGUAUUAAAAUCCAUCCAGUAGUGUCGUAAGAGAUUUUUAUGCAGAAGCUCUUUUGAAUGCUUCUCUAGUGUAAUGAUGGAAACGAACCGAAUCUCUGCAUAUGGGAAGAUACCUGUAAUUUUUUUGUUUACCAAUAUGAACUUAGAAGCAAUAAAUUCUUAAAGCUCAACGAA
This is a messenger RNA of Anopheles stephensi (Asian malaria mosquito), 3088 nucleotides long. RefSeq lists its product as uncharacterized. The transcript has 5 exons. The coding region runs from base 198 to 2615 and encodes 805 amino acids. Lineage: Eukaryota; Metazoa; Arthropoda; Insecta; Diptera; Culicidae. The record is from RefSeq and is a predicted model, not a curated record.